Messenger RNA from Eupeodes corollae, 2398 nucleotides. It is a transcript of the gene Tif-IA, whose product is annotated as RNA polymerase I-specific transcription initiation factor RRN3. NCBI's taxonomy places the organism in Eukaryota, Metazoa, Arthropoda, Insecta, Diptera, Syrphidae. The record is from RefSeq and is a predicted model, not a curated record. Gene Ontology annotation, cellular component: nucleus. Gene Ontology annotation, molecular function: RNA polymerase I general transcription initiation factor activity; RNA polymerase I core binding. Gene Ontology annotation, biological process: transcription initiation at RNA polymerase I promoter. The transcript has 6 exons. The coding region runs from base 313 to 2211 and encodes 632 amino acids.
UCUCAAGUUCUGCAUAUGCAACGUGCUUAUUUUAUUUUGCGUACUGCGUAGCCAAAAAGGCGAAAACUUUUUUUAAAUUUGUCCCAAUGUGAUCCAAGAAGUGUUUUAAAUUAAAAGUAAAAUAAAUCUACACAAUAAGAUCCUUGUAAAUAAGUGAACGAAAUCAAAAAUCAAAAUAGAAUCGCAUGUGUUGUUACAACGAGCUUGUAACCUAAAAAAAAACCAGUGACCAAGUGAAAGGAUCAAAAGUUUCUUUCUUUUCUUAAUUGAAUUCAAAUUAAAAUAUAUACAAAUAUUUAUUACAAUUAGAAAAUGUCUGUGUACAGUGCAAAGACAGGACUGUCAUCAAUUCUUAAGUCCUAUACCCCAACGGAAAGGGAAAAGACUAAAGCGGCUAUAAUCAAUAAAGUUCGUUUCCAGGAACCUCGUCGUCUGAAAGACGGCAUCAAUGGGGUGUUGGAGAAAAAUAAUUACAUGAUUAUAAAUGAAUAUGGUGAAUAUUUAAAGGAGUGUACUUUAAAUGAAUCUGAUUUCAUUCGAGCUAUUAAAGAGGCUCAUUCCCUGCUCCAUCUGCUGGACCCCAGAUUCGGUGGUAUAAUUGAAAUUCUCUUAACAUUGCCAUGGGCCAAUCGAAGUCCACAAGCAAUCCAAGCAUAUCAAGACUUCUUCGUUGAUCUUUUGGUAGCUCAAGUAAAACACUUAACCUUCGCCAUCAACAAUUUAAUUCGUCUAUGGAUUCCCAAAGAAGAAGAAAAAUGGGUAAACGGUACACCAGCUGAAGAUGUCAAAUAUGAAUUGCAGGCAGUUCAUAAAUUAAUUGCAAGAAUUCUAUCUAUCAUUCCCAUUGCAUGUGAUGUGGUCAUAGAGAAGAUUUAUGUACAUUUUCCAUAUUAUAAAAAAUUGCCCUUCAUUGUUGGUGGAUUUGUUCAUAAUGUAUUGUGGUUCUUGGAAUACCAACCGAAUCUCAACAAGGACGUUAUGAAAGUUUUGAUAAGGAAAUUACUUAUCUUUGAUGUGAAUGCACCACGACAUGAAAUUGAAGAAUCUGAAAUGGAAGAUGAAAAUGAGGAUGAAAUGUACGAUGAAGAAGAAGAUAACGAUGAGGAAAUGUUCAAAAUGGAAGAUACAACAAUAACAACAACAACGACGACGGGUGAACCAAAGAUAACCGCUGAGAUUCUUCCGAUGAAUCAUCAAGUCGCACAUGCCUUGGAUCUGUCUAUGGAAAAGACAAUGGCAUUUAUUGAUCGAUUCAAUCCGAAUGUUGGAGAUGGAGUUGAAGAGAAGUCGGCAACACUUUUGCAUGCUCUUGAAUUCUUGGAGGCUCUGGAAAGUAUUUUCGAGAAAUUUAUAUUACCCGGUCAUAAUACGCAUCAUGUACAAUUUCUUGUGUUUUAUUUUUGUAGUUUUAAGAAUGUCAUUGGAGAGAAAUUCCUAGAAUUCUUAUGGAGCAAAAUAAAUGAUCCCAACGAAUCGGCAGUGGCACGACAAACAGCUGUAGGAUAUAUUGCAAGUUUUCUAGCUCGAUCAAAGAACUUAUCUUUAGCGGUACUGAAAAACUAUCUGAAGGAACUCUGUGAAUGGGCACAUCAGUAUAUUCAUCGAAGUGAUCAAUACCGUUCCAAUGGCUCACUCAAAGCCAAUUUGGUUUUCUUUUCAGUUUGCCAAGCAAUUUUUUAUGUGAUAGCUUUUCGCAGUAGAGAUUUAACUGCUGAUAAAAAAGAUUUGUUGUUCCUGCAAUCUCUGCAAUUAUCCGCUUUGGUGACGUGUAACUUCAACCCUCUGAGAGUGUGUUUGCCAGCAGUAGCCACUGCCUUUGCUGGUGUCACAAGAGCCUACCAAUUGGCCUACUGUCAUGCGAUAUUAGAACGAAAUGCCCGACGUAAAUUGGCAACAGUCUAUGCUAACGAAAAAGCCACCCCUGAAGAAACAUUGGACACAUUUUUCCCCUUCGAUCCAUAUCUGUUAAAAAUAUCGAGCAGGAGAAUACAUCCAAUUUACUUGCAAUAUCAACCCAAUGAAGCUGAAGAAGAGUCAAGCAAUGAGACAACUAACUGUAACGCAGAUAGACUUCGCAAACGAGGUGAUUCAGAAAUGAUUGAUGAUAUUGAUGAUUUUUUGAUCGCCGAUAAACGUCAGAAACUAAGUGAAUUGGCGAGAAGCCAGGAGGCUCAAUUUACCUAUGGAUUAUCUCCGGGAUUUCAUACUUGAACAUAAAAUAUAAAUAAAAACGAAAACAAAAACACAACCCACGUAAGUGUUAAGGAGAUACAAAUCCAAGGUGCUUAACUUAAAGAGACUCAAUUUUUUAUAAUUAAAAUGUAUAAAUUAAUUUCUUUUUUUUUACUAUAAAAUUUAUAUACAUACAAAUAUAAAUAUAUAAUAAUAUCAAUAAAAA